AUGCUACUACGUUCUUUGACAGGUGCUCUCGCUUUAGGUGCUGGUUUGGCUCAGGCUGCUAGCAGCAGCAACAGCUCCACGCCCUCCAUUACCAUCAAGGGCAAUGCCUUUUUUGAUUCAGAUUCCGGUGAGAGAUUCUAUAUUCGUGGUGUCGACUACCAGCCAGGUGGCUCUUCUAACUUGACCGAUCCCUUGGCUGACUCUUCUAUCUGUGACAGAGAUGUUCCCGUUUUGAAAGAUCUAGGGAUCAACACUGUCAGAGUUUACACCGUGGAUAAUUCGCAAGACCAUUCUCACUGUAUGAAGUUGUUGCAAGAAAACGGUAUUUACUUGAUUCUGGAUGUCAAUACUCCCACCAGUGCCAUUUCUCGUUAUGAUCCUGCUUGCUCCUAUAACGCAGAUUACUUACAAAACGUGUUUGCUACAAUUGACACCUUUGCUGAUUACGAUAAUGUUCUAGGGUUCUUUGCCGGUAACGAAGUCAUUAAUAGCGUUAAUACGACAGAUACUGCUACUUACGUCAAGGCCGUGGUCAGAGAUAUGAAAAAAUACAUCAAGGCUAGAAAAUAUAGACAGAUUCCAGUAGGUUAUUCUGCUGCUGAUAUCGUCGCUAACAGGCAAUUGGCUGCUGAAUAUUUCAACUGUGGCGAUGAUGCCGAUGCCAGAAUUGAUAUGUUUGGUGUCAACGAUUAUUCUUGGUGCGGUGAAUCUUCAUUUGUCGUAUCAGGCUAUGCAACCAAGAUGAAGCUUUAUCAAGAUUACUCUGUUCCAGUCUUUUUAAGUGAAUUUGGUUGUAAUCAAGUCAAGAGCUCCCGUCCAUUCACAGAAAUUGAAGCUAUAUACUCCACUCAGAUGUCUUCUGUGUUCUCUGGUGGGUUGGUCUACGAAUAUUCCAAUGAAACUAACAAUUAUGGGUUGGUUGAAAUUAAUGGUGAUAAAGUUACGAAGUUGACGGAUUUUGACAACUUGAAAACCGAAUACAGUAAAGUUUCUGACCCAAAAGGUGAUGGUGGUUACACUACUUCCAACAACUAUUCUUCAUGUCCCGACUAUGAAAAGGGCGUUUGGGAAGCCAACAAUACUUUACCCGCCAUGCCAAGUGCUGCUUCUGCCUAUCUCAAGUCCGGAGCAGGUUCUCCAAUGGGGACCGGCAUAGCCACACAACAAAGCUGUGAUUCUGAUGACGAUGAUGAAGACGAUGACGAGACUUCUUCUUCCUCUUCUUCUGACUCAUCAUCUUCUUCUUCUUCUUCUUCUUCUUCUUCCUCUUCUGAAUCAUCGUCCACUUCAAAGGCAUCUUCCUCUUCGUUGACGGCCUCCGCUAGUGAAACUAGCUUGGUAAAGUCUGCCGCAUCUGCUACCUCGUCUAGCCAAUCAUCCUCAAAAUCAAAAGGCACAGCCGGUAUUAUCAGCAUUCCAAUGAUUUUCCGCGCAAUGGCUGACAUUUAUAACUUGAUUUUAUGA
Messenger RNA from Saccharomyces kudriavzevii IFO 1802, 1464 nucleotides. It is a transcript of the gene GAS5, whose product is annotated as 1,3-beta-glucanosyltransferase. The record is from RefSeq and is a predicted model, not a curated record. The transcript has a single exon. Bases 1 to 1464 code for a protein of 487 amino acids. Gene Ontology annotation, molecular function: 1,3-beta-glucanosyltransferase activity. Gene Ontology annotation, biological process: fungal-type cell wall (1->3)-beta-D-glucan biosynthetic process. Gene Ontology annotation, cellular component: cytoplasm; fungal-type cell wall. Lineage: Eukaryota; Fungi; Ascomycota; Saccharomycetes; Saccharomycetales; Saccharomycetaceae.